AUGGCCGCACUCGGAUCUGCCUUUCGCACUUUCUGGCAUACUAUGACCAGCAAUGACCGGCACUCCGACUUCGACUCGCCGCAACGCACCGGUCGCCAUGUUCCGCUUCAGAACGGCCGCAACAUCAUGACUGGCAUCGCGACCGCUUCCGACUCCCGCGCCGACAUUCAUAGCCCAUACUUUGACGAUUCCCGAAACCCCUCCGCCCAAGGCUCUCCCACCAACGGCAACCGAGGAUACUCGCCAGGCCUCCGAUCGCAGAACGUAAAUAAGGAUGGCUUCGAGGUCCAGUCGCCUGGUGACGUUGCCAUGCAGUCAUUUGAGAAUGGAGUCCCUCCACCGCCCCCUGUUGCACACUCCUGGAGACGCAUCGAUGCAUGGGCCGAGGAAAACUACCCAGAGCUGUUUGAUCAGCUGUGUGAGGGCGCCACAAACAACGAUCUGAACGACCUGGAGCAUCAAAUGGACUGCUCUCUGCCCCAGGAUCUCCGCGAAUCGCUCAUGAUUCACGACGGCCAGGAGCGAGGUGGAAUGCCGACCGGCAUCAUCUUUGGUUCAAUGUUGAUGGACUGUGAAGAGAUUCCCCAGGAGUGGGAGACGUGGCGACAAGUGAAUCAGCAAUUCAUGUUGGACGCCGCCGCAAACAAGCCACCCACCCCGUCUGGCAGCGAGGCUUCUUCUUCCAAGCAGCGACCUGGAUCCUCUUCAUCAUCCAACGGCCCCGGCGAGUGGAGACAGAAUCUCCUGGCCAAGCAGACCUGUAUUCCUCCGAAUACCGUGCAAAAGGCAUACGCACACUCGGGCUGGAUUCCCCUGGUCCGUGAUUGGGGUGGCAACAACUUGGCCGUUGACUUGGCUCCCGGCCCUGCUGGUCGCUACGGCCAGAUUAUCCUGUUUGGUCGCGACUACGACACCAAAUACGUUGUUGCCCGUUCUUGGGCCGCCUUCCUCGCCUUGGUUGCUGAUGAUCUCAACAGCGGAAAGUGGUUCAUCGAUGAGGACACCAAUGAGCUCAAGCUUCGGGAGUUCAAGGAUGCGCGAGUUGAGCCUUCUUAUUUCAACAUCCUUCGAUGGAGAAUGGACCAAAAGCAUGGACGACAGGCUGCCAAGCGACAGUCUCAGCGACCUGUUUCCCGAGUUGCUUCCAAGAGCAACUCGCCUCUCGGCUCUCGAUCUGCCUCGCCUUAUGCCAAUCCCCAGGAUUCCAACGGCGAUAGCCGCGGUCGAUCGAUGCAGCGCCUCCGCGACGGUUCCCCUCUUACUAGCCCUAUGAGAAACGGUGUCGGCAAGCCCCCGGCUCCUUUCCUAAGCCGAGUGACAGAAGAGGCAACUGUUGAGCUCACUGACGCAGUUAUUGAGCCCAGCACUUUGGUCGACGUGGAGGAUGAUGAUGAUUCACCCCGAAACAGCCAAGACACAAAGCGUCCCGCCGUAACGACCCUUGAGCGCUCAGAGUCGGAUCCAGCCAAGGACAAGGGCAAGGAUGUUGAAUCCCCCAAGGCAAACGGCAAGCACCCCGAGGUUAUCAUCGACGAUACCAUGAAAGAGAUUGAGAUUUAG
Molecule: messenger RNA, 1560 nt
Organism: Trichoderma atroviride IMI 206040
Lineage: Eukaryota; Fungi; Ascomycota; Sordariomycetes; Hypocreales; Hypocreaceae
Biological process (GO): cell wall biogenesis; fungal-type cell wall beta-glucan biosynthetic process
Cellular component (GO): mating projection tip
Source: RefSeq, a predicted model, not a curated record